AUGAAGGGCUUAUCGGGCAGUCGUUCCCAGCACCAGAUCCCUUUACCCCAUGGAUUGGACUAUGACCCCCAUGUCCAUGACCUCCAUGCUCACCAUGUCUCUGACUCCCGCCACUCGUCCUACCUGCUCAGCCCCACAGAGAGCUGCCCCAUGGACUUCCACCACCGCUACUCGCCACGCAGUUCCAUCCACUCUGACUGCAUGAUGAUGUCCCCUGUCAUGAUGCCCCCAGCUGCUGCGUCUGACCAUAUUUCCAGCAGCACCUUCCCCAGAAUGCACUACAGCUCUCAGUAUUAUGACUCAGCCACACGGGACGACUGCGCUGCCAUCACAGCCUCUGCCACCUCCCCAGCUGUCGCUGCUGCUGCAGCCGCGGCAGCUGCCUCAUCACACCAUGCGGGUACCAAGAGCAACCGCCUUCCGGCUAACCUACUAGACCAGUUUGAGAAACAACUGCCACUACACCGCGACGGCUUCCACACAUUGCAGUACCAACGUACCUCCACCACCACUGAGCAACGCAGCGAGAGUCCUGGCCGCAUCAGACACCUUGUUCAUUCUGUCCAGAAGCUCUUCACCAAGUCUCACUCCCUGGAGGGAUCAUCCAAGAUGAAUGGCACAAAAGGUGAUAUUGUAGGAGGUGGAGGAGGACCAGGGAGUUAUCACCAUCAUGGCCACCACUCCACCAAACAUGGUAGCAAGAGGAGCAAGAGCAAAGAACGUAAGCACCGCUCUGGCGGCUGGUGGAGCUCUGACGACAAUCUGGAUAGUGAUAGCACCUACCGCACGCCCAGUGUAAUGUCGCGGCACCAUGGGGAACAUGGCCACUGUUACCCAGACUCCAUGCACAGCCACCACUUUGGAGACCUGUCUCUCAAGACCUCUAAGAGUAACAAUGAUGUCAAGUGCUCGGCUUGUGAGAGCAUAGCCAUGGCGCCCGAGGGCAAAUUCAUGAAAAGGAGCUCCUGGUCGACACUGACAGUCAGCCAGGCUAAGGAGGCCUAUAGGAAGUCAUCGCUUAAUCUAGAGAAACCCAUGAUGCACAUGGAACUAAAGCCUUCAUUGCGGACAUGUCACUACCUGCAGGUGCCCCAGGAUGAAUGGAGUGGAUACCCAGGCGACAAGGAUGAGGAGAUCCCGUGUCGGCGGAUGCGCAGCAGUAGCUAUGUCAAAGCUAUGGGAGAGGUGGAUGAUGAAAGUGGUGACUCUGACACCAGCCCUAAGACCUCCCCACAGAAAGCCAUUCGGCCUGAUGCUCUUGUCCUCAAAUCAGCCAUGCAGAGACCCCAUUUAGACUCCCAAAGCCAGGGCUACCACUUGCAAACCACAAGAGAUAUGCGGCCCCACCCUAGUGUCACGCUGGACCCUGCCACCACCUUUCAUCCCCCGCCCUUCCGAUCUCGCAACCAGAGCUACAUGCGCGCCGUCAGCACCCUCAGUCAGGCUAGCUGCGUCAGCCAGGUGAGUGAGACUGAGAUCAAUGGCCAGUUUGAGUCAGUUUGCGAGUCCGUUUUUAGUGAAGUAGAAUCCCAGGCCAUGGAGGCCUUGGACCUGCCUGGUUCGUUCCGCACUCGAAGCCACAGUUACCUCCGUGCAAUUCAGGCUGGUUAUUCCCAAGAUGACGACUGCUUGCCUUCAAUGACAUCCUCCACUGUCACUUCAACUCUCAGAUCCACAACAGGGAUUCAGUUUCGUCUCCCUACUUCCUGCAGUGUGGACCGCGCUCAGCCGCCUCCAGCGGUAUCAUAUCCUCCCAGUUACAAGAAGACUCCACCUCCCGUGCCCCCGCGCACCACCACCAAGCCUCUUAUCUCUGUGACAGCCCAGAGCAGUACAGAGUCCACCCAAGAUGCCUACCAGGAGGGCAGGCAUCCGCGGGGCGGUCUGUGGACCACGGACAGCCUCGGCCGUCCCAUCUACAGCUCCACAGACAGUCUGGACAGCACCAAGGCAGUCACCAUGGCCAUGGAGUCAGCAGCAGCCAAGAGGCAUGCAUCUUUGGGCAGCCACACCUCCGUCCAGACGUGCGACAAAGCAGUGCUGGUGUCCAAAGCUGAGGAGUACCUCAAAACCCCACGUUCCUCUAUUGGGAUACAGGUGGAAACUGUGACAGAUUCUGAGACUGAAAGUAAAGGCCUUCCUCAGUUCCAUUCUAUAGGGAUCCAGGUGGAGGAUCAAAAACGGCAUGGGCGGUUCAAGCGCUCAAACAGUGUGACCACUGCAGUGCAAGCAGACAUGGAGUUGGAGGGCUUUCCCUCCAUGGAGGACAAAGGCCUGCAGUUCGGUGGUGCCUUUGGUCGCCACUCUGAGCCCAGCACGCCCACGCAGUACGGGGCCAUCCGUACAGUGCGCACACAGGGCCUGUUCAGUUACAGGGAGGACUACCGGCCUUCCAGCGGGCCUCCCAGCCCACAGCCUGAACCUUGGCUGGUCGAACCCGGCAUGGAGAGCACUGAAACAGGCCGCGUGUCCCCCCUUCGCAGGGACGGCAGCUGGUUUAUGCAGCUCCUUCACAAUGAAACCAAGCGGUUGGAGGGAUGGUGCAAAGAGAUGGAGAGAGAGGCAGAGGAACAUGACCUGUCGGAGGAGAUCCUAGGAAAAAUCCGGAGUGCGGUGGGAAGUGCUCAGCUACUAAUGUCUCAAAAGUUUCAGCAGUUUUACUGGCUAUGUCAGCAGAAUCUGGACCCCAGUGCCAUGCCCAGACCCACAUCUCAGGACCUGGCUGGAUUCUGGGACCUCUUGCAGCUUUCCAUCGAUGACGUCACUGCCAAGUUUGAUGAGCUGCAGCAGAUCAAGAGCAACCAGUGGCAGCUGGUGGAGAGCCCAGAGAAGAAGGUAAAGCUCGUAGAGCGGAAGUGGCCACCACCUCUGCCAAAGCGGCCGGCCAAGGGGCGUGGCGGUGUGAUGCGGGAGCGCUCUCUGGACCUUCAGGACCGCCAGCGACAGGAAGCCCGCAGACGCCUCAUGGCUGCCAAACGAGCAGCUUCUUUCAGACAGAACUCAGCCACAGAGAGGGCAGACAGCAUCGAGAUCUACAUCCCUGAAGCCCAGACACGGCUUUGA
This is a messenger RNA of Xiphias gladius (swordfish), 3063 nucleotides long. RefSeq names its product disks large-associated protein 2-like. The transcript is spliced from 11 exons. NCBI's taxonomy places the organism in Eukaryota, Metazoa, Chordata, Actinopteri, Istiophoriformes, Xiphiidae. Gene Ontology annotation, biological process: signaling. The coding region runs from base 1 to 3063 and encodes 1020 amino acids. Gene Ontology annotation, cellular component: postsynaptic specialization; glutamatergic synapse. The record is from RefSeq and is a predicted model, not a curated record. Gene Ontology annotation, molecular function: molecular adaptor activity.